CAGCGAAUUUGGAGUUCCCCAGCCACUUGGAUUUUCCCUAUUAUUCCCAUUAAUUAUUUCGCAUUGACCGGGUUCAGUCCUUUCUUCUCUUUUUUCUUUCUUAGGAAUGCGCUGCUACUAAUCUUGUCCAUUUAUUCAUUCAAUGCGAUUGAACUGACCUCUGUUCAUUCAUUUUCUUUAACAAGCAGCAUUCAACUAUACCCAUUCUUCGAGACAAUUCGAUUCCGAUUCUCGCAAUACUAUUAUAAUCCUUUUGACCUAAUAAUCACCAAUUCGGCGACACUUUACCUACUACUAUAGUAUUCGUUUAAUUGUCGCAUUGAGACUACAAGACACACUUGGUCUUCCUAUAGCGUUUUACAAAACACACUCGUUACACAAUGCCGCCCGCUGUUCAUGGAGGUGCUCGAGGGGGUCGUGGUGGCCGCGGAGCCUUUAGGGGAGGAGCAGGAGGAGUAAUGCCUGGCGACCCAAUCCCCUAUCCUCGAAGGAGAAGAUACAGACCAGGAACUGUCGCAUUAAGGGAGAUCCGAAAAUUGCAAAAUAGCACCGAUCUUCUUCUACGAAAAUUGCCAUUCGCUCGGCUAGUUCGUGAAAUUGCGUUAUCGAUGCGCCCAGUCGACGAAGGUAUGCGAUGGCAGUCGCAAGCUAUCCUAGCCCUGCAAGAAGCCGCCGAAGCGUUCCUCGUACAUCUUUUCGAAGAUACGAAUCUAUGUGCUAUACAUGCGAAGCGAGUCACGAUAAUGCAAAAAGAUAUUCAACUCGCGAGGCGAAUACGUGGCAUAUGGGGUGGUCUGGGUUGAUCGUGCGAGAAUGAUGACUAUAGUGUCAUUUUCUUAGUCUUCGCUUGAAAUGACCAUGCUAUGCGUCAUUAUCUCUUGGGAUUUCCCCGUCGACGUCCGAUGAAUUCGUCUCAGUGGAAGGAAGCUUGUACGAAGAGAGGGUUCGUUGAUAAAAAUAUCGGAUACACCAGGCGUUUUGCUGGUUUGGCCAGGGAGGUAAAUGUGAGCGGGCGUUCUGGAGUCAGUCAGACAGAAGAUGGUCCAGUUUGAUUUUUUGAUACCACAAGGCUUUGCUUUCAACAGAAAGCUAUCGGAUUGCAUCGCAAUAAUAAUGCUCAAUAAUUCGCAUCCAAACUGUGGAUAGGUUCCACCUAGUGAAGGAUUUCGAAGAGGUUGAGAAGGAAAAGAUGUUGAGGGCGAGCACGCUGGGUCGGCGUCUUACAGCUCCGCAUCUAUGUAAAAUUGGAGUCCACGUGGAGUGAUUCAGGGAUGCUAGCGGUUAUAACCAACAGCCUUUAGGGCUCCUUCAGUGUACCUAGGAGCUGCGAAUUAGUGACGUCAAUACCUAGGUAGCUAGCAAAAGUCUCCGAAGCUCCCCCUUACAUAGUACAUCAAGUCCUACCA
Hypoxylon trugodes is the source of this 1406-nucleotide messenger RNA. Its product is annotated as histone H3-like centromeric protein cse-4. Gene Ontology annotation, cellular component: nucleosome. The record is from RefSeq and is a predicted model, not a curated record. Gene Ontology annotation, molecular function: structural constituent of chromatin; DNA binding; protein heterodimerization activity. Bases 381 to 803 code for a protein of 140 amino acids. The transcript is spliced from 3 exons. Lineage: Eukaryota; Fungi; Ascomycota; Sordariomycetes; Xylariales; Hypoxylaceae.